This is a messenger RNA of Theobroma umbraticum, 3080 nucleotides long. RefSeq lists its product as uncharacterized. The record is from RefSeq and is a predicted model, not a curated record. Lineage: Eukaryota; Viridiplantae; Streptophyta; Magnoliopsida; Malvales; Malvaceae. Gene Ontology annotation, biological process: regulation of photomorphogenesis.
CUUCUUCCAUCCUUUCGCUGUUUCUUCCUUCACCCAAGACAUCCCUGCCUGUCCACAAAUUCUCAUCCUUUACUUUUUAAACAAACACACUCUCUUUUUUUCCUGCGUUUGUGAUCUCAACUUCUCCCUGGACCUGUGUUUCACCGUUGCUCUUUUGCUGGGUCUUCAUAGACUUUACGAACUCUGGUUUUUUUUUUUUUUAUUUACUUUCGCUCUUAAGGUAAGGUACAAUGAGCCUUUAAUUAAAAUAGGAUUUGACCAUAUCAUGUCUAAUCGUGUUGCACAAUCAGAACACCAUAGUGCUGGAACAGCUAGGCAUUCUAUGCAUCAUUACCAAGAUGCUUGGAUGGAUCAUUGGAAGAAUACAAGUCGUAAAUCAUCCACUGAGGUUCAAAGUCAUUUACUGCGUAAAGAUGAUCUUAGCAAUUCUCAGCAUCAUCCUUUGCUUUCUGGGCCUGAAAUGGAAACCGAUAUUUCAGACUAUGCUCAAGGAUUUAGAGAAGUUUCUGAAGCCAGAACAGUUGACACCAUGAGCAAGAGUUCGAAAAUGGGUUCAAGGAAGUUGGGGAAAGAAGUUUUAGAUGGACAGCCCCCUCCAAUGUUCAAUAUUUCAGGGAAAAGGGAGAGUGCUAUGGCUUCAAAGAAUAACGCAGGUACUUCGUCUAAAGGUGACGUGGUGAAGUAUCAAAUUGAUCUCAAUAAUGGCUAUAACUCUAUUACUAUGGGUAGAAGUGAGUGGGCUCAUCCUGGAAUGGAAUUUCCAUCUAGAGAACGUAAACUUCAGCCUGAAGGCAUUUCAUGGGUUCCUGAGCAGCUGGUAAAAUCUCAUGAAUUCCUUGAAAAGAACAACUUAGCUGUUUCAACAUCUUUUCAGGAUGAUAUUGGGUCAAGUUCUAAAUUUGUACCAUAUGUAAUGAAUAGUGGAGUGGCUCCAAUGCAAUCCUUCACAUGUCAGCAUGAAGAUAUUGAUCAAUUAAGUCCUGUCGUAGCAUCCAAAGAGCACUUCACAGAUGGUAAAUUUAGCAGCUAUUCUACCUUUUGGGUCCAUGAGAAGAAAGCUGAUACCCUUUUCGAGUCCAGAAAACUGGGGAGUUCAUUAUCUAGACAGAGUGAUGCACCUCUAUUACUUCAUGAUCAAUUGACCAACGAUAGUCAGUUAUGCUCUUUUCUUAAUAAACAGAGUCAGAAGGUAGAAAACAAUUCUAGUAAUAGAUUGCUUCCAAGCUUGGACUAUCCUGAGGUGGCAAAAUCAGGAAAAGCAUAUGAUGAAAAUUUCUUGCUGCCAAGAGUACCUCGUUCUGUUCAUGAUGUCAAGACUAUGAGAAUAUGUACCACUAUAGAUUCUGUGGAAGAAUUACCCAGAGGUCCUUCCAAGUUUUCUCAGACAACUCACAAAUUUUUUAUUACAAAGAAGACUGGUGUGAGCAUAAACGAUGGAGGACAAGUGUUCAAAGACUCUAUAGUCUCCCCCAAAUUGAAGGGAAAUAUGUUCAGUGAGUUUCUGAGUUUAUCUCCCAAUUUUGGUUUCCAUGGUCGGCAAGGAGUGAAAUUGCAACCUCUAGGGAGCUCCACGGGUAGUGAAGGAAAAGACUAUGUUGGAGAUGUCAGAACUUCUACUGUUUGCUUAAAGCAUGAAUCAUCAGUUGAAACUGAUGCCAUGGAACUGGAUGUUUUCCUGAAGAGCCAUCUUUCAAGUGUGGCUCUGUGUCCAUCAGAUCAGAACAUCAAGGAGGUUCAUAAUUCAUCAUUAUUUGAAACUGAGAAUGCUACUGGAGAAGAAGCUGGCGACAAAAUGGCAAAUACUGAAUUACCUGAUAUGAAUGGAGGGCUUCCUGCACUUCCAGCUGUGGCAAAGUCAAUAGACGAUGGAGAAACAAGUACCUCCAGAACCCAGAGUUUAGAUGCAGAGCAUCUCCUUUCCCAUGCUGAGCAGCCCUCAAAUUUUAAAACUGCUGCUUGUCCAGAUGAUUCUCUGGGACCAGAGACAAGCAGCAGAUGGGUUAAACGUCUGAAGUUGAGCACUUCGGAUCCUUUUGCUCCUGGUCCUAAGAGCUCUAAAAUUGGAGAAGCUUCAUCCCGUGAAAAGGUUAACAAGAUCUUCAACAAAAUCUUGAAAUGCAGUGAAACUAGUUCAGAAGCCACAGUAUGCGGAAGCCAUGUGAGACCAGAACUGGCACUUGAUCACACUGCAAUGCUAUUAAAGAUCGGUGCCUCCACUUCCAGUGACUCUUUGAGGAAAAGUCAAGAUAGACCUCUUUCACGUUCUUGGAUUCAAAGAUGGUGUCGUCACAGGGCUGCGUCUCCAAACAAGAAGCCUGAAGCUGUGGUGCUAUGUGAACCACAGAGUACAAAGGCUGCAUUGGAUGAACUCGAAAAGAAGCAGUUUCCAAGCAUUGCAGCUAUGGCUCUAAUGGGGAAGGCCGUGAGCGUUUUUCGUCCUUGUGAAUUUAGAAGAAGGGGGUCUUUGAUAGUUUGGAGCUCGUGAGGGAUUUUGAGGUAUUUCUAGCUAAAGCUAUUCAUGUUGGGAAAGACAAAGUGACCUAUUAGGUGAUGAAAUUCUCUUGGUGGGUGCAAUUUGUUACUAAGGGGACAAAAUGCUCUGCCCAUCCAUAUUACAUAUCAAUCAGGUCUUUGGCAGGAUAUGAUAUGCUGUUUUGUGAAGUCAGAAUGUUGCUUAGGUAUGUUCCCUGCCUGCGUUUGUUUUAUGUGACCUUUAUACAUCAAACGAAAAGUUUAUCUGGACGGGUUACUUAUGGAAGGAUCAAACAGAGGGCUUUUGUCUUGAAUGAGCGCUUGGAUGGAGGAUAAAAACGGGAUCUCAACAGCCAUCACAUCGUCUUGUAAGUUUGAAGAACUCUCCAUUAUAUUUCCUGGUUUGGUCCUCUAAAAUUGCUUGAAGUAAACAAUGAAUGGACUCAAAAGAAUGUAAGUUUAAAACAGGCCGUGAUACAUCAUAAACAUAUUCGAGUAACAUUCUGUAAUAAUGAACCCGAUAUGUGUUUGUUAUGGUUAUGAUGUCGCUAAUUAAGACAUUAUCAGUGUGUUUAGAGACGAGUGAAAGACAGGUAGGUUGUUAUUAA